AUGCUCGACUCGUGCCACCCGCGUAAUCGUGCAAGCCACGCCCCAACCCUGCAUGUACUGAAGACGCUUCCCUCCCUUUGUGAUCCGACCCCACAACAUCCCCGUGGCCCCCAAAAGCCACCCCUCCAAUUCUAUCUCAAGGUGAUAGGCAGCAGGCCAUGGAGCAACAUCUCCGUCUUGACAAACGCCAGGAUUCAGAGGGAGUUCAACCCGACCUUCGGCGUGUUGCAGGAGCUGGACAAGCAAGGGCUCUUGGGGGCGCCCGCCAACUUCUAUCCGGACCGCGACUUGUACACGGACCUCCGGGACAUGCUGUGCGCCGAGAACGUGGUCCUGGCAAAAUCGUCCAUCACCCGCUUGUUGGUCAGGCAUUCGCGGGCGAAGCGGUUCUUCCUCCCGACGUCGUGCGCUCGAGGAGGACCGUUCUUCGUCGAUCGGAUCUGCCUCUACAGGCCAGACGUUGAGGUGUACGGCAUCGAGUGGAAGACAACUCUCAACGAGUACAGCGUGUACGACGAGUGGAUCAACACCGACGCGCAGCGGCUGGAAAUGAUCACCUCGGACGAAGUCAAGAGUAUCCAGCGAUGCUGCGUUAAAUGAACCGGAAACAAUUGUCGUUCGAUAAGCGAUUGCGGAUCCACGUCGAGGUAGUUUUAGCUUGCCAGCAGCGAAACCUGCUCGGGGUUUGCAGUGAAUAGUGGCUGUCGCGGCCGCACAGUAGCUUAUGCGCGCGACAUAUGUUUAGCUCUGCCAUUUAUGGGAGGCCCUCCUCACGAUGCUGAGGAUGAUAACAUGGCACAGAACCGGAAUGGAGAUAAAAUGUGUGAUGUGCGCGACAUACUGUAUUCCUACCGUAUUCGUUGUGGAAAUUGCUUGAGGAUGGUAUGCAUAGCACCGCACAGAAAUCUAGGUGAUGGAAAUGAUUACGUGCGCGAUCCUCUACUGUUAAUGUCUUAAUAUCUGAGUUUUUGUUUGGCUGUAGUCCGUUGAGGAAGAUCUCACGUCCCGCACUGGGAUGGGAAGAAGAUGACCGACAAAGGUUGGGUUUUGUCCAGGCAAUAUAAUCUUUGUACAAUAUAUGACGUGAUUAUUGCGGUGGUAUUUUUGGGGGGGCGAGAGCACACGACGCUUGGGACCUAUUGUACGCGUUGUUGCACAAAGCCUUCGUACGUGACGAUAUUAUGAGGAGUUUGUUGACGACCGCCACACGGCACGCAUCGGAUGUAGGCGAUACACGACAGCAUGCCCAAUGCUAUCUUCGUGUCUUUGUUGUUGAGGAUAGCACCAAUUAAGAGUGUAGUGUCGUCGUUCCGCGCGUGAUUGUUCUUUGCAGUGGUGCGCUUCGUAGUUGGUGGUGAGCCGUAUGGGCCCAGCUCAUAUGUUUGUGGAGAAAAUAAACUUAGUCAACUCGCGAAGGUGGAAUAGCUUUGUAUCAUAGACUCCCGAGUAGCUGGGUCUCCUGGUGCGACCCCGAUGUGGACAAGCGAACCGAAUUAUGCCCUUGCAACCCAGAUCUCUGUAUUUUUUGUCAGUGGGAGGUCGACAUGUUGGUGUUUUUGUUUGCAUAUGAUUUGGUAAGUCGUAUGGGCCCAGCCCAUAUUUGUGUGUGUUCAGUAUCUGUGUUCGAUAUCUCGCCCAACUCGGCCGAACGUGGAAAAUCCUCGUAUUAUAGAUACUCCCGAGUUGCUGGGCCUGGUGGUGCGAGCUUGACGUGGACAACGCACCGGAAAAAGACCGUGCAAAUACCCAAAUCUCUCCGUUUCUUGUGAAUGGGAAGUCUUGUAUAGUACUCUAGUCCACGAGGCUAACCGCUGUUGCGAGCCUGUCGUGGACAGCGCACCAGAAGGAUUUCCUGCAGGCCGUCACCCGGAGAGGUCUAAGGAUUGGUUCCCAGCAGAUUGUUUCUUGUCACACCCGGAGGUCAGUCACAUGGUAUUUUGUAUAGGUGGGUCUUGCUUGUUAGUUCUUGUCUUGUUUCCAUAGUAUGUCUAGGUCUAGGGACCUCGAUUUCGUUUGGCAUUUUAGUCUCGCUUGUUUUGCGAGGGGGCGUCGAUUUCUUACGGCGGGAAGAAAGCUGUGACCUCUUUAGGUGCGGCGCAGAAUUUUGUGAGUUGGAGCAGUCCUGGAAGCAAGAGUUUGCAAGCUGCAGCUAGGUCGCUAGUUGGGUGGGGACACAGAGUAAUGGGUACUAUGUAGUCAAGGGUAAAUAUACAGGCAAUUCGAGGAGUUGUUCCUUCAGAAAAAAAAUGGUGCCGACAUACCGCCGAAGAUAAACGUCAUUCCG
Ectocarpus siliculosus is the source of this 2284-nucleotide messenger RNA. Lineage: Eukaryota; Phaeophyceae; Ectocarpales; Ectocarpaceae. The record is from the annotation of a GenBank genome assembly.